UUGUAUAUGUAUCAAUCAGUGUAUCUAUCGCCGUCAAGAUAACUCCGCCUCCUCUCAGUAUCUCUCUAUAUAUCUGCCGUUCCCCUGAAACAACAAAUCAAAUAGGAGGUGAGAAAAUGGAGGUGAGAAGGUGUUCAUUCUUGGCGGUUGCGGUUAUCGCUCUCAUCUUGGCCGUUGGCUUCCCCGCUGCUACAACCCAAUCCGCCGCCCCUGCUCCGGCUCCUGCUCCAACCAGCGACGGGACAUCGAUAGAUCAGGGAAUAGCAUAUCUGCUAAUGCUGGUGGCUUUGCUGCUCACAUACCUCAUCCACUAAUUAGGGAGAGGAGGAGUUCGAUUUUAUUUUUAUUUUUUUAUUUUGUUUUUAAAUUUUUUUUUUGUGGGUGGUGUAUUUGAAAUUUGAGGGCAUGGACGGUAAUGAAUUGAAGAGUUGAAUGUAAUGAAUGGCCCCAUUCUUGGAU
This is a messenger RNA of Cornus florida, 459 nucleotides long. RefSeq names its product arabinogalactan protein 41-like. The transcript is spliced from 2 exons. The record is from RefSeq and is a predicted model, not a curated record. The coding region runs from base 117 to 314 and encodes 65 amino acids. Lineage: Eukaryota; Viridiplantae; Streptophyta; Magnoliopsida; Cornales; Cornaceae.